This is a messenger RNA of Pieris brassicae (large cabbage white), 889 nucleotides long. RefSeq lists its product as uncharacterized. The transcript is spliced from 11 exons. Lineage: Eukaryota; Metazoa; Arthropoda; Insecta; Lepidoptera; Pieridae. The coding region runs from base 208 to 513 and encodes 101 amino acids. The record is from RefSeq and is a predicted model, not a curated record.
UCUGUUGAACAUAAUGAAAUUGAAAGUCUAGAAAAUAAAGAAAAAUCCGAUAUUCAAGAUCAGGAAAGUGUAGAAAAUAAAGACGAACCCGAAACUAAUAGUGUUGGAGAAAACGAGACGCGCGCCGAUAAACCCGAAAGUAUUGGGAAAAACGAGGUGGACCCUGACGGACCAGAAAAUAAUAGUAUUGGAGAUAAUAAGGAAGAUAUGAAUGUGGAAGAAAAAAACAGUAAAGAAGAAAGUGAGGCCGAAGAGGACGAACCGGUAAACAAUAGUGUUGGAGAUGACAAGGCGGUGGCGGAUAAAACGGAAAACGACAGUAAAGUGUUGACAGAAAAUGAAGCGCAAGUGGAUGAACCGGAUAAUGCCAGUAUAGCAGAAAACAAGGCUGAAGUGGUUGAAAGUGAUCAAGAACAAGCAGAUCGGAGUACAGAAAACGUGCAACACAAGAAGAACAAUUAUGUAACACCCAAGCCGAGAAAGUCUCCCGAUUACUAUAUUGAUGAUGCGUAAUUUAUAGCACCAAUUAAAUUAAAAUUAUUUUCUAUAUUGAACCUUAAUUAAAAAGCAAAGAGCGAUUUUUACCAUAGUUAAUAUUUAUCCAAUUUUAUUAUUCAAAUUUGAUAUAUUUCCUAUCCGAAUUCGAGUCGACACAUUCGCGAAUUUCAUUCACAGGUAUAGAACAAUUUCUUUACUAGACGCUAAGACCGCAUGUCAAAGUCAAAAGGAUUUUGACGUAAGUCAAAGUCACGACGUAACGUAAGUCAAGUCUCGACGUGAAUCUUACUUAAUCUGAUUUUAAUGUAAUGACAACUCAAACGUUUUAAGUUAAAUUUAAAUCCACUCGAUGGCGUGGUUUUUUCAAAUUAAAGCUUUUAAGGGACGUAUA